CUUGUUUUCCCGUUGAAUUUUUUUGCAAGCGUAUAGCCGUGGGAAAGCAGUGCCUCCCUCGCCAUUGCUCUCCCUGUUACGGAUAUUACCAAAUCAAACACGCAGAUUUGUUUGAUACUACACCCCUACGCCUCUGCCUCCGAAAACCUCGCCUUAGCUCUUCCAAACAACCAUUCAUUUUGAUCUCUGCUUCUCCAACAUCUCCCUGCUCCUGUUCCUUGUCGGUGACUUCUCUGUUUCAAUUUUAUCUGUUUUAAUUUCUUUAUUUUACUUUUAAAUCUGCUUUUCUUAUUAUUUAAUUUGUCUAGAUCAAUAUUUAAUUCUUCAAUGCCCACAUCCCCAUUUCUUCCCAUGAAGUCCUUUUCUGCUUCACGAUCUCUUAUAAUUCCCCACUGAUGCAUCUGCCGUUGUCAAUUUUGUUUGAGAUCUACUGGUUUUAAGUUCUGGUUAUUUGUUAUUUUUAACAUAAAAUCAGAAUCCUCUGGGGAAAAAGUAAAAUGUCACCAAUUAGAUUUGAUUCCAGUAGACAAUACUAUGCCACAAGCAGUUUGCUAGUUGGUUAUGCACUUUGUUCAAGCUUACUUGCUGUUAUCAACAAAUUUGCAAUAACCAAAUUCAACUAUCCGGGUUUAUUAACUGCAUUGCAGUACUUAACUUCUGCUUUAGGGGUCUGGGUUUUGGGCAAGCUUGGGUUUUUACAUCAUGAUCCUUUCACAUUGGAUAUUGCCAAGAAGUUUUUGCCUGCUGCUAUUGUCUUUUACCUUGCAAUCUUCACAAACACCAAUCUUCUGCGUCAUGCGAAUGUUGAUACUUUUAUAGUGUUUAGAUCCUUGACACCCCUUUUGGUUGCCAUAGCUGAUACGACCUUUAGGAGGCAACCGUGCCCGUCAAAGCUAACAUUUGUGUCUCUCUUGAUCAUUCUGGGUGGUGCUGUUGGCUAUGUGGCCACUGAUUCGGCAUUUACUGUGACUGCAUAUUCGUGGGCGUUUGCAUAUUUGGUGACAAUUACUACUGAGAUGGUUUAUAUUAAACAUAUGGUGAUGAAUCUUGGGUUGAACACUUGGGGUUUUGUGUUGUACAAUAACUUCUUAUCGUUGAUGAUGGCACCCAUAUUUUGGGUUUUGACUGGAGAAUACAGAGAGGUUUUUGCUGCUUUGGGAGCCAAUGCUGGGCAUUGGUUUGAACCUGUGGCGUUUACUGCAGUAUCUUUGUCAUGCUUGUUUGGUUUGCUUAUUAGUUUCUUUGGAUUCGCAGCUAGGAGGGCAAUCUCUGCCACAGCAUUUACUGUUACUGGUGUGGUUAAUAAGUUUCUUACAGUUGUGAUCAAUGUGUUGAUUUGGGAUAAGCAUGCUACUCCUUUUGGUUUGGUUUGCCUCCUCUUCACACUGGCAGGAGGGGUUCUUUAUCAGCAGUCAGUUACUGGACCGCCACAUGAGUUAACAGCAUCCAGGAAGACAGGUGAUGAGAAUAGGAAUGAUGAUGUUGAAGAGAAUCAAGGUAAGAGUGUCUCUGGUAAACAUGCUUCUGUAUGAGCAAUAUUAUUUCUUAUUUUUCAUGGUUUUAGCUGCUAAGAAGAGUGUUGGGAUGUAUGAAUCUAGGGUAUCCCUCAUUUGGAAGCACAUUUUCUGUGUGCAAUCCUGUAUUUAGAAUUUAAACAUGAUUAGCACUUAGCCCUUUAGCAUUUUGGUGAUUUAUAAAUCAUUGUGCUUCGGGUUCAUUAGUGACAAUAUUGUGGCAUUCUUUGUUGCUUCAUGUACUAGUGGUUGCAAUUUUUCCAUGUAUGGUCUUUGGCUCAUCAGAACUGAGGAAUAUGUAUUUAGUUGUUUGUUCUUUACUUUUCCUUGUUAAUAGAUAUUUUGGUUAGGAGUGUAAUCAAGCUGAGUUGAUACAGUAAAAAGUUCAAGGUCGACAUGAAAUUCGCUACUCGAAA
Molecule: messenger RNA, 1930 nt
Organism: Durio zibethinus
Lineage: Eukaryota; Viridiplantae; Streptophyta; Magnoliopsida; Malvales; Malvaceae
Source: RefSeq, a predicted model, not a curated record